Molecule: messenger RNA, 1518 nt
Organism: Linnemannia hyalina
Lineage: Eukaryota; Fungi; Mortierellomycota; Mortierellomycetes; Mortierellales; Mortierellaceae
Source: the annotation of a GenBank genome assembly
AUGGAGAGCUUGUCAGGUCUCGGUACCAAAGGUCCUAGAAGGGGUUCCCAGCGCAGAACCCUGCUUAUACUCGGCAUCACUAUCCUCAUCUCAGUCUGGACCUUCCUUGUAACCAUCCGCGUCCGAUUCCAAAUUGAUUCCAGUACCCCUCCCAAGAAUACCAAGAAUGAACAUCGUACAAGCCAUGACACGACAAAGUCAAAACUGCGACAGUCAUCAUCCUCACCACCAGCACUUGAAGCUGUCCUCGAACCCGCCACCUAUUUGCUUGACCCCAACACAAAAUACCUCUCCUAUCUGCCCUAUGCUGGCCUCACCAACCAGUUUAUCGCCCUCGAGGCCGCCCUCGAGGCCGCAGUGCUGCUCAAUCGAACCAUCAUCAUCCCCCCGAUCAUCUCCAACUCCCAUGACCACGACAACACCCACCAGCGCUGGUCCCACUUCUUGGACCUGCCCCGGUUUACAGAGAUAACGGGCGUCCCCGUCCUCGAAUGGGACACGGUCCGGCCGCUGAACUAUCUGCAGCUCCAGGUCGGCAAAGAUCAAGCCCUUCUGGGCCUCACUCGAGGCAAAGGCGCUGAGACGGACCAAUGGAGGAGCAUAGCCGAGAAUGUGACCUGUCAGAUCGUUCGAGGAUACGGCGACCCAAAUGUGGGCAUCAAUGUCUCGGCCAAGAAUUUCGCUUGGCAUUUCUUGUUCCGAGUAACGUUUGUGCACCCACCGCCUUGUAAGGCAAAGACGCCUGUGUAUGGCAGGACUAAGGUUGCAGUGGAUAAAGGCUAUGAGGAUGAUCUGGUGAUCAUGGACGACCUGGUCGCAAGAUAUCUAAACUAUGAUGACGAGGCUGCGGGACACGGACAGGGCCCCGAUGAGAAGCUGAAGCUUUUGUUUCUGAGCCAUACGUUUGGGAUCAAGGAUCCAGGGCAUGGCGACCGGUUCUGGCGCGAGAUUGGGAGGAACCUUUAUUUUGUGCCACAGCUGAUGGAAUAUGCGACCAGGCGCGUCAAGGAGGAGAUGAUGGGCGAUAAAGCAUUCGAGGAGCAAACCCAAGAGGACGGAGGGGUCAUCGAUAGCACAAAUAUCAAGGCGCGCAUGAGCAGGAUCCCCUAUAUUGCCGUGCACCUGAGACGAGGAGACAUUGGCAAUAAAUGCCCAGAAAGAGACAUGGCUACCUGCCUCAUCCCCUUUGAGCGGUACGCCCAAGCUGUGGACCGUGCUCGGGUCAUAGUUGCGACCACCGGUGUGACUUCGCGCGUGCCCGUGAUCGUGACCACGGAUUCCGAAUCUGAGGACGAUUUCCGACAGAUUAGGGAGCUAGGUUGGCAUCGACUCGAUCAUGAAAAGUACAAGACUACCGAGACUUUGGGAGCCUUUGCACCUGCGAUGGUCGACGCUGUGAUCUUAGCACAGGCGGAUGUGCUUAUCGGGAGUGGAAAAUCGACUAUGACUUGGAUUGCGGCUGCGAGACAGAGGACUUGGUAUCAGCGCGAGACGCUCUAUCCGGCGGAGAAGCCUUAG